Molecule: messenger RNA, 1305 nt
Organism: Syngnathoides biaculeatus (alligator pipefish)
Lineage: Eukaryota; Metazoa; Chordata; Actinopteri; Syngnathiformes; Syngnathidae
Product: zinc finger protein 771-like
Exons: 3
Coding region: 475-1305 (276 amino acids)
Source: RefSeq, a predicted model, not a curated record
UCCUUUGGUAGGGACGUGUCAUUACGCGCAAAAUCUUCUGUGUCGCAUUCAGAGGAUGGAGGACGUGUCCCGGGCUCGCUCAUUUUGACACAUUGAAUCUCACAUCUUAUUUUCACAGAUUCUGUUUCAUUGUGCUCAUUUCGUUUCAUAACUCUUUCAUUUUCCUCCAUGGACGUUCAAGGAUGUAAUGACGCAGCCGAACCCGAGGGAGGCAGUAACGCGUCAAUAAGAUGCAAUCGACGUUUUGACGUGUGCCGGAAGUAAAAAAGUAAUAAUAAUCCAAAUAAACACGUUAGCAAGACUACGUGGUAAGAUCCAGUCGUUGCGUUCAUUACCCUUUGCUGUGGAUUCAGUUGCUAUUUGGUAUACGUCACAAUAUUAAACGUACUUGGAGAUUAAUGAUCGGUUCAAGUCGUCUCGCUCUCCGUUGAAGCUCCUCAAACUAGCUUAGCUGGCAGCCGUUGUCGCGCGAAGAUGUGCAAAGUGGAGAUGCUGAGAGCCUUGCUGAGCCAGCGGCUCAAUGCGGCCGUCGAAGAAAUUCUGCUCGUCUUUGAAAGAACAAUCGCAGAGUACGAGGACGAACUUUGUCGGACCAAAGAGGAGAACGAGAGGCAGCGGCAACUGCUGGACGCCCUUUUCAAAAAGCCGACACACCUCCCAGACGUCAGUGAAGAAGAUCUUCAUGGCGAGCGUCCGGAGCGAGAAGAGCCGGAGCCGGAGCCGGAGCCGCCUUACAUCAAAGUGGAAGAGGAGGGCGGGCACCCGCCGGGGUCGGACUUCUCGGUGUAUCGCGUCGUCGUAAAGAGUGAAGACGACGAGGACAGAGGUCAGCGAGAGGAGAGCGGAGCGGCGGAGCCGCCCGGCGGCAGCUCCGCUUUCGGGCGGCGAAAGCGGAGCGCCGCUCGGCGCCGCUCUCAGACAGCGGCGACACCGCGUCCGACACCGACGACGAGCGCUCCAAAGGGGACGUGUUUUACUUUUCAGUCGGCGCUCUUCCAACACAUGGAGACGCACUUCGGGGAGAAACCGCAAUGCCCUCAGUGCGACAAAACCUUCGGCAACAAGAGGAAUCUGAUCAGACACAUGCGGCGUCACACGGGAGAGAAACCCUGCGUGUGCUCCUUCUGCGGCGAACGCUUCUCCCUCAAGAGAAGUUUGAUACGGCACAUCAGAACACACAUCGGAGAAAAAACCUUCUCCUGCACCGUCUGCAACACGACUUUCUGCUAUCAGUCGGGUUUGAGCAAGCACAUGAAGAAACACGCCGGCGAGAAAGCUGAAGUCAAGUGCGGCGAUGUGGCGUGA